Pristis pectinata (smalltooth sawfish) is the source of this 4887-nucleotide messenger RNA. RefSeq names its product lamina-associated polypeptide 2, isoforms beta/gamma-like. The record is from RefSeq and is a predicted model, not a curated record. Bases 42 to 1025 code for a protein of 327 amino acids. The transcript is spliced from 7 exons. NCBI's taxonomy places the organism in Eukaryota, Metazoa, Chordata, Chondrichthyes, Rhinopristiformes, Pristidae. Gene Ontology annotation, molecular function: DNA binding.
GUCUAACCUUAAUUCAAUAAUAAAAGAACGAUUUGACUCCUAUGCUGAAUAUGUCAGAUACUUGGGAAAAUCUUGAUCCGAAUCACUUAACUAAAGGCAGACUGAAGAGUGAAUUAAUUGCUCAUAACGUACCUUUACCACGAAGGGAGCAGAAGAAAGAGGUUUACGUUCAGCUCUAUUUAAAACACAUUACUUCUAAGAAUAAAUCAGAAUUAAGGGCGGAUUUUUCCAGCGACGAGGAGGAUUCUUCAGAAGUUAAAAGCACCGAGCCACCUAAACUGACAGAGACUGCAGAUAAUUAUACAAAUAUGAAUGUCACACAGCUGAGCGACGAAGAGUUGAAAGAACAGCUUGUGAAGCGUGGAGUUACACCUGGUCCAAUUGUGGCCACUACUAGGAUGGUUUAUGAGAAGAAGCUCCUGAAGUCGAUGGGACAGGGUCCAGCUGUGCCCCCACCCAAGCAAAAUGGAACUGGCGAUGUUGACCAAUACUCAGACAGUGAAGAGGAAGAAGAUUUUCUUCCUGAGGGCUCCACACACAGCAAAAUUGAUUCUUCGUAUCAAAGACACAGUACAUCAAAAGUCACUGUUGCAGAUGCAAGUAGUACAAGCAAAUCAAGAAAAAUUCAGGCAAAGGAAACAGGGGAUGUGUUGACUCAGAUGUUUCAGGAUGAAAUGAGCACUCCAGCAGGAAUCAGUGCAACACGGCGCCGACCAAUUAAAGGAGCAGCAGGUCGACCAAUUCAGUAUAAUUUUGAUGAUUUGAUGACACGGGCUACAGUGAGAAGUACCUAUAAGGAGAAAAGCAACUUCUCGGGUGCAAGGGAGAACAAGCCAGUGCAACGCCUUGUGCCAAUGUGGCUACGGAUCCUCUUGUUCAUUGUUGUUGUGUUAAUCCUCUUUCUGGUCUAUCAAGCAAUGGAAAGUAAUCAGGAGAAUCCUUUUGCAUCUUUCCUGGAGCAAGCUAGCAACCAAGUGUCGCAGGAUCAUCGGGAUGCUCAAUCCACACCAAACCAUGAUGCAUGAAGAUUGUGGAGUAGAUCUAUGUGGAAAAGGCAGCAGUCUCUGAAUUAGGUGAUUUAAAGUAGUUAAGCCCUUUUGAGCUUCCCUACUUUAAAAAAAACAAAAUGAGGGCUUUACCACAUUAACCAGAUAUGCCAGUACAUUUGUACAAAAAGCCUCAAAUAUUGGUCCCCCUGUUCUCAGUCACCACCUCUGACCCAUUUCCCCUUUAUUAAACAAUGAUAAAACUGUUCAAUUUGUAAUGGGUGGAAAAGGACAAUUUGUCUCGUUUGUUCAAACUGAAUUUGAGAAAGAAGACAGAUUGAUUAAUUAGGUAUAUGGGUUGUAUAGUGUCUGCCUGGAUCAUCUAAUUUACAUGACACUACAGGUUAUUAAAGUAACCAGGUAAAGGGUCAAGUUAGUGUCAGUAAUCUCCUCUAAAUAGAUUAAUUUCAUUCUUUAACCAUUUCAUUGUUUAACAAUUCCUCUGUCAUUGUAACAUCAAAUCUACCAUUUAAUGUGCAUCCACUCUUAUAAAUUCUUAACUUGGUGUCUUGGUCACUUUGUGUUUUUUUUGGGACAGGAAAAUCUUGAAGCUAGAGUUUUUUAAACUUUUUGAAUUUUGCAUGUGUUUCAUUGCUGGCAUGACUCAUAGGGGUAGCAAUUCUAUUUGUAGCUUAAUGUCAGUACUGGCUUGUUAUGUGCUUUUAAAGCAAGCUGAUUUACUUUUUAUGUAGGGGGUUAAAUUAUCAAAACUUCAUGCUCUUUCAAAGGUUUUUUGUUAAAUUUAUGCAUGUAAAUCUCUUAACCGGGAUAUUAAAGCUAGGUUUGUUUAGAAAGACCUUGACAGUCAGUACAAUUUAUAAAUAAACAUCAAAACUAUUGCAAAUUUUAAUUUUCUUAACUUCUUCAUAACUGUUAAAUUUAUUGCAUGGUUUAAUUGAAAAUUCCUUGCAGUCAAGUGUAUAUAUUUUAUUUACAUACCUUUCAUUUAUCAACCAUUUAUCAUAGUAAAAGCAGUUUAUCCACUUGUAGCACUUCUUAAAAAUCCUGCUCAGAAUGUGCUUUUAUUUUAAAGGUUUUCCACCUCUCUUGUCUGUUAUUAAUUGUGUUUCUACCUCCUUGAGCUGUAGAUCUCUCUCUUCCCUUGCCUACCCCAUACGCUAUCAGUCCAGUUAAGCAUUUUCAAGCAGUGGUCAAUUCCUUUUGGACUAAUAAUAAUAACAACAAACUACUUGUAUGCUUGUAGCACAGGGAUUACUUAAUGUUGAGAUAAGUGAGUGAAAAUAAGAAAUAGGAGAUGUGACUACAGUAGCUUUAUUAACUUGAGCACUGUACCAGAUCAUUGAGAAAAGAAUUAUUGCCCAAGCUUUAUUUAUGCCCCUUUCCAAAGAAGACUAUGUAGUGGUAGGUGCUUGGGUAUCUGAAUCAUGGAAAUUCACAGCACAAUGCAAGACCAUUCUGCCAAUUGUGCCAUGUCUCACCAUCCAGUUUCCAUUAAACUUUCAGUUAACGUGCCCAAGACAUUGGCAAAAAUAAGGAGCAUUCACCACCUCGAUCCUUUACUGGUUUUAGGAACUCCAUUUGUUUUAAGGAGUAGAAUUGGUAUACAUAGUCAUGUUGCCUUGCAAAUAGACAAGUUCCAUGUUAUGGACAUAUUUGUAGCACUUUGCUUUCAGUUGAAAUUUGAAGCUUUAUCAAAAGUGCAGAGUAGAUCUCACAAGUUAGACAAUCUUGUGGAGAUGACAGUGUCCCAGUGUGAUGCUCCACUUUUUUUUCCAGUAAGAGUUCCCCUCCUGUGAAAUGAUAUUCCACAAAGCAUAAGACCCUGUAACUCCCAAAGUUGAAACACAUGAAGGGGAUAAGGCGUUGGCCAGUGAAAUGUCUUGAGCUUUCGCUCCCCAAAUGGUUACACAUUGCCAAGUACCAUGAAUGUUGGGGGCACUGUGUUUAAGGGGUAAUUUUGUUUCGUGUUUCCAAUUGUGGUAUACACAAGCUCACAUGCAGCAUAGAGAUGCAAGGUUUACCAAAGCUGAUGGUCUCUCUCCAAAAUAUUCAAGUACUUUUUACCAUUUAUAUGAAUACUUUAAUUUUCAUGACCUCAUGAAUACAACAUACUAGCUCUUUGCUGGUCAAUAAAGUGAAAAAUGUGAAAUUAAGAACAAGACAUUUUUAUUUUUGAAGACUCUGUAUUUGAUGUUUGUAAGCUAAGAUAUAGAACUCAUGGAACUUCCAGGUUUAAUUUCUAAAAUUCCUAUUUUUAUCCUUCCUAAUAACUGUUUGCUAUUAUAGAUGGACAGCCGUGUUUCACAAGUUAAGUUGAUCAUUUUCCAGCUUGAAAAUAAGUUUAAUAUAUUAGUAACUGCAUGUCCAUAUCGUAGUAAGGCAGUAGAACUUGACAUUUUGAAUUUAUUAUUCCAAGUUCUAUUUAAAAAUUGAUUUUAAAGUUAACUAAAGCCUGCCUCUAGAUUUUUAGGAAAUCGCUUUUUUUUAGAUGGGCAAUGUUAGAAGGUUUCUUUAUUUUUCAAAUAAAUUCAAAUUCCCCUGAAAUUGAGACAUGAGUAUCACCAACAAUGGUUACUCAUUUCCCAAAGCAUCGUUAUUGAUGCAUGGUAUAACUAAUGCACAGUGAACUUUGGAUAUAGUUUUAUAUCCUAGGAAUGUGACAACUUUUCUGUUAAUCCUGAAAUCACUAUUCUUUACUUCUCAUCCUUUUGUGAUUUGUGUGUAUUUGUACUCAUUUUUUAUGUAUUGAAUACUACUCAAUUUUAAUUGUAAAAUUAACUGUGGCUUAUUUAGAUAGAUUUUACCUGAUCUAGAAAGAAAAAGUGCUAGUUGACUGCUGCAAACACUGUUCUUUGAAGAUUUUUUUUAAUUAUCCAGAUCAAUUUCAAUUUCUGAUAAGCUGUCAUAAUAUUUUACAUGUUUUAUUUGGGGAAAUGAGAGAAAUGUUAAGGAUCCUCAACGAUACUAAAUCUCAGUAAGAAUAAGCGUAGUCUAUUUUCUGCUUGUAUCCUUAAAUGGUGAUCUACAAAGUUCAAGCACAUAGUCUUAAGACACUUCACAUCCAUGAGUUUUAAUUCAUUAAACCACUGGGGCAGAACCUAUUACAAUCUGUAUACUGAUGGUUCUCAAAACUGAGGCACAGACUUGCUGUGCUCUGCUUUUGUCUGCAAUGCUAUGGCAUUACUGACCUGCAAAAUCUCCAAAUUUUUAUGUAUUGAUUACUUAGAAUUUUUUACUUCAAAAAAAAAUUGCAUGUGCAUCCUGAAAAGGGCUAUGUCUUGUUAGAGAACAAGAACCGACAUUUUUUUCAAUAAUUUGCAGGUUUGGCAAGGGUAUUAGUGGCAUUCUGACAUUUGAGCAGCAGAGAUUUGGAAAAUAGGGAUUUAGAUACUUAGCAAUGGGUGGGGGGAUUAUUUGUUGUGAUUUAACUCGCUACAUAAUGUGCCUUUUGGACACAUUGAAUUCAUCAUGUUGAUACUUGCAGCAUUCAUCCAUGUUUAAAAUGUUACCAAGCACAAGUUUACUGUGUUCAUUUUAGUUUCUACAAUUGUUGCUGGUUUUGGAAUAAUUUUGAGUGGCUAGUGAUCAGCUACCAUGGAUAAUCUUGUGGGGAGCUCAGUUGCUGUAUUUGUUAUCAGGUUUGGGUCUGUUUUACUGAACACUUCAGCCCACAAUUAGGAUCUAUAAAAUAACAACUUGUUUCAUCUGUUUGGCUAGCAGGUUACGUUUUAAAAUUUUCUGCAUUGUUUUCAUAUGGUGGUAUUUCUUUCUAAAGUACUCUGUUUGGGAACUUUUUAAAUGCUACACCAGCUCUGUCUUGAAUGUGCCUUAUUAAAGUUUCUUAUCCAAAUUUAAAUAAAAUUUUGUAUAUUUAAACUAC